Messenger RNA from Eutrema salsugineum, 2923 nucleotides. RefSeq names its product protein WEAK CHLOROPLAST MOVEMENT UNDER BLUE LIGHT 1. The transcript has 3 exons. Lineage: Eukaryota; Viridiplantae; Streptophyta; Magnoliopsida; Brassicales; Brassicaceae. Bases 239 to 2734 code for a protein of 831 amino acids. The record is from RefSeq and is a predicted model, not a curated record.
UAAAAAACUAAAAAAAGAGAGACAAACAAACCGAGAAUUAUGAGAGAGAGAAUGACAGAUGGAUGAAGAAGAUGAGGAUGAGAGGAAGAGCUUCAUGAUUUGUCAUCGCGACCGCGAUUCUCUUCCAAAUUUCUGUCCCUCAGCGAAUUUUCCCACCUCUGUCUGAAACUUUUAUUUCAAUAACCAAUUAUAUUCUUCAAAUACCUCCGAUCAUCAUCUAAUCUCAGGUUAUACGUGAAUGGCAGAGUUAAAAACCGCUAAAGUUGAAAGCCGUGCAGAACCAUUUGGAGCAUAUGAGCCUACUGUGGGCGCAGAUGUGGUUAGUGGUAAUGCUGCAACAGUUAAUCCUGAGUUUAACGUAUCAGCCAUUAGAGAUUCUUAUAUAGAAUCUUCAACAGAGGUUGAGAAUUCUAAAGAUGUUCAACAAUCUCAAACAGAUGGCUCAACUGGCAUUGCCAAAAUUUAUGUCGAUGACACAUUUCUGGCAUCCAGUUUCUCUAAUUCUGAAGAAUCAGUUAUUGCUUCUGAUGCUGCACUUGCCGCGGGGUUAACCGAUAAAGAAAGUCCCAAUAAAACUAUCAUUGAAGAAGUGUCGGAGCCAAAUGAAGUUACGGGUGAAAUUGGUUUACCUCGUGUAACGAUUACCGAGGCUACAGGAAGAAAUGGUAGAUCACCUAGAACUCUAUUAUCUCCUAUAAAUAUUGGAUCUCCUAGAGCGCUCUCGUCUCCAAGAUUCUCAGGAUCACCGGUGAGCACUGGAACACCCAAAAAUAUGGACUCAUAUAGAGGUUUAAUCGAUACUGCAGCACCAUUUGAAUCUGUUAAAGAAGCUGUCUCAAAAUUUGGAGGAAUUACUGACUGGAAAUCCCACCGAAUGCAAGCAGUAAGGAGACGCAAGCUUAUAGAAGACGAGCUUAAAAAGAUCCAGGACGAGAUUCCUGAGUACAAAUCACACUCGGACUUGGCUGAGACUGCAAAACUGCAAAUGCUUAAGGAGCUAGAAAGCACAAAGAGAAUCAUUGAACAGUUGAAGCUUAAUCUUGAGAGGGCACAAACAGAAGAACAACAGGCGAGGCAGGACUCAGAGCUUGCUAAGCUGAGGGUUGAAGAGAUGGAACAAGGAAUAUCUGACGAAUUGAGUGUUGCAGCUAAAGCGCAGCUUGAGGUGGCCAAAGCGAGGCAUACAUCAGCAGUUAAAGAAUUGCAUUCUGUCAAAGAGGAGCUAGAAAGUCUGCACAAGGAAUAUGAUGCUCUGGUGAAAGAUAAAGAUGCAGCCGCAAAGAAAGUUGAAGAAGCAGUGUUGGCAUCAAAAGAAGUUGAGAAGAGAGUUGAAGAACUCACCAUUGAGCUGAUAGCUACAAAGGAGUCACUGGAGUCAGCACAUGCUUCACAUUUGGAGGCUGAAGAACAGAGGAUUGGAGCAGCCAUGGCCAGAGACCAGGAUAGGUACCGCUGGGAGAAAGAACUGAAGCAAGCGGAAGAAAAAGUCCAAAAACUUAACCAACAGAUACUUUCGUCGAAUGAUUUAAAAUCAAAGCUUGACACUGCCUCAGCAUUGCUUCUUGAUUUGAAGGCGGAAUUAGUAGCUUAUAUGGAAUCCAAGCUAAAGCAGGAAUCAUGUGACUCAAUCAAAAACAGCGAUCUUCCGACAGAAAACAUGAGUCAUCCAGAUUUACAUGCAUCUGUUGCCUCUGCAAAGAACGAACUUGAAGAAGUCAAUGUCAAUAUCGACAAAGCAGCUGCUGAAGUGAAUUGCUUAAAAGUAGCUUCCACUUCUUUGCAAUUAGAACUUGUGAAAGAAAAGUCUGCUCUUACCUCAAUCAAACAAAGAGAAGCGAUGGCCUCCAUAGCUGUUGCUUCUCUAGAAGCUGAGAUCUACAGAACGAAAUCCGAAAUAGCUUCUGUUCAGUUAAAGGAGAAAGAAGCGAGAAAAAAAAUGGUGGAGCUACCCAAGCAACUUCAGCAAGCCGCAGAAGAGGCUGAUGAAGCAAAGUCGCUUGCUGAACAUUCUCGUGAAGAGCUACGAAAGGCCAAAGAAGAAGCAGAACAAGCAAAGGCUGGAACAAGCACAAUGGAGAGCAGGCUAUUUGCUGCGCAAAAAGAAAUUGAGGCAGCCAAAGCUUCAGAGCGGCUGGCCUUAGCCGCCAUCAAGGCUUUGGAAGAGAGCGAAUCAACAUUGAAGGCUAAUGACAUUGAUUCUCCACGAAGCGUUACACUUUCACUAGAAGAAUACUAUGAGCUCAGCAAACGUGCUCACGACGCAGAAGAACUGGCAAACGCAAGAGUAGCAGAAGUGGUUUCUCAGAUCGAGGAAGCUAAAGAAACCGAAAUGAGAAGCUUGGAGAAGCUGGAAGAAGUGAACAGGCACAUGGAUGCAAGAAAGAAAGCUCUAAAAGAAGCAACCGAAAAGGCUGAGAAGGCAAAAGAGGGGAAGUUGGGGGUGGAACAAGAGCUGAGGAAGUGGAGGGCAGAGCAUGAACAGAAGAGAAAGGCUGGUGAUGGAGUCAACACUGAGAGAAUUCAGAGAGCAACCUCCGAAGGAGAAAAUGAGCUAAGUAAGUUGGAGCAAUCACCUGGGACUGCUGUUUAUGCCUCCAGCCCAAGUGAGUCAGAUGGAACAGAAGAUAACUUUGAAACCAAUCAAUUCCCACCGACGAAGCCUGGAAAGAAGAAGAAGAAGCUUUCGUUCCCACGGUUUUUUAUGUUCUUGUCAAAGAAGAAGUCACAUAAUUGAGUUCAUUACCGAUUCAAAACACAUAAUUCACGGUUUCUGCUUCAUAUUCUGGAGCUUCGCUUUCAGAAAGGACUACAUUUAAACAAGUGUAUUUUGAUGUAAAUGGUUUUAUUUUGUGCACUGUAAAUCGGGUCUUUCUUUAAUCAAGAAACAAACUCGACGAGGAAUAAGUAAUUUAUCUUGUCAAAA